AUGCCUCUGGCGGUGGCCCUCCUGCUGCUCGGGGGCCUGAGCGGGGGCUGGGGCUGCCUGCAGUGUGACCUCUCGGUGCAGGAGACGCUGCGCCAGCUGCGCCUCCGCCUCAUUCCCAGCCGCUUCGGCCGGGAGCACCUGCGGGCCCGCGCGCAGGCCCUGCUGCUGGGCAUGGAGGGGCCUUUCUUCCGGGACUACGCCGCGAACGUGUUUGCAGGGGAAAUAGAGACGGAUCACCUGGACCUUGUGGCGAUCUUUGCGAAGAACCAAAUAAACAAGCUAAGGGUUGAUUCUCUGAGAGAUGGGCCUCUGCUGGAAGAGCUGGUGACUCUUAGGAGGAAGGUGACCAAGAAACUCAAGACAGUGUUAAGGUCGUAUGAACUAAAAGCCUGUGAUCGGAAAAUUUGCCACAUGCUGAAAGAAGAGGUCUUGGACUGUGUUCAUUGCCUGAAGACCAGUCCCACAUGCAUUACAAAGAAUAACUGUUUCGUCGACAGGCAGCCCCGCGCGGCCCUGCGGUAAGACAGCGCGAGUGGACACCCGCGGACACAGGCCCAGCUCGGCAUCACCGUUUCCGUGUGUCUGGCCGUCUUCGUCUUUGGGGUCAUCGUGGCUUCGGCCAUUACUUACAGGCAUAACCGGAAACUCCUGCUGCAGUAG
Myotis daubentonii (Daubenton's bat) is the source of this 660-nucleotide messenger RNA. RefSeq names its product IZUMO family member 2 (gene IZUMO2). The record is from RefSeq and is a predicted model, not a curated record. Lineage: Eukaryota; Metazoa; Chordata; Mammalia; Chiroptera; Vespertilionidae.